Molecule: messenger RNA, 1660 nt
Organism: Penaeus vannamei (Pacific white shrimp)
Lineage: Eukaryota; Metazoa; Arthropoda; Malacostraca; Decapoda; Penaeidae
Product: hepatocyte growth factor-regulated tyrosine kinase substrate
Biological process (GO): endocytic recycling; receptor internalization
Cellular component (GO): early endosome
Molecular function (GO): ubiquitin binding; phosphatidylinositol binding; metal ion binding
Source: RefSeq, a predicted model, not a curated record
AAAUUAAGAGCAACAUCAAACUUACUUGGUGGAAAUUGGCGCCAGUCCUCACCAACUCCUGCUCAGACAUCCAUACAGCCAUCCCAGGAUAAAGAAGAUAUGGACCCAGAGCUUGCAAGAUACUUGGACCGUUCCUACUGGGAACAGCAGUCUCAGCAAAAGCAGACUUUUCAACAAAAGCAGGACCAAGGAGUGAGUGAUUUGGCUAGCACUCUUUCACCCACGCAACCAUCAGCACCCAUAAAUGCCACCAAGUCCUCACUCUCUCCAACCAAACUUUCCCAAGUCAAGAUGACAGAAAAUUACCAAAAUGGAGAGACAGAGGAAGUGGAUGAGUUUGUGACAACUCUACGUACUCAGUUAGAAAUAUUUGUGAAUCGCAUGAAGAGCAAUCAGUGUCGAGGACGUCCCAUUGCUAAUGAUUCAUCUGUUCAAACUCUGUUCAUGAACAUCACAGCAAUGCAUGCUCAGCUGCUGAAGUACAUUCAUCAGCAAGAUGACAAAAGAGUAAACUGUGAACGUCUUCAAGACAAAAUUUCACAGGUGAGGGAUGCCCGAGCUGCUCUUGAAGCCCUCAGGGAAGAACAUCGUGAACGGGUGAGACGUGAGAAGGAGGAACAAGAGCGUUUAAGGCAAGUUCAGAUGAUGCAAAAGCUAGAAAUCAUGAGGAAGAAGAAGCAAGAAUAUUUAGAGUAUCAGAGGCAGCUUGCGCUUCAUCGUAUGGCCGAGAGUGAAAGAGAGAUGUUCAACAAGGGUUCUGUGAUGGGACCACCACCCACCUCCAUGUACCCAAUGGGUUACCCUGCAUACCCUGGUGUGGCUGGGCCUAUGCCAAGCCAGCCACCAUUACCUGGGCAUAUGUAUCAGGGUCAACCUGAGUCAGGGCCUCCCCAGGGAGGUGUACCACAAGGUGGAAUGCCUCAGACUGGAGUCCCACCAGGUGGUGUGCCACAAGGGGGUGCUCCGCCAAACUCUAUGUCAUAUCCUGGAGGACCAGGACAAGGCCAGUACCAGCAUCCUCCUCCGGGUAGCCACCCAGGUCCAGUGAUGGGAGGGGGUCAGGCAGGGCCUCCGCCUGUGACUCAACCAGGGUACCAGCAGCCUCCACAUGAAUUUUCCCCAUAUAACAUGCAGGGAAUGGCAAACAGUCUCCCAAAUAUUAGUGGUGGGAUGCCAGGCUACCCACCCCAGCAGCAACCUGGACCAGGCAUGGCUCCUCCGCAGAUUACCAGUCAGCAUCCUAUUGCUGGGCCAGGACAGCAGCCACAAGGCGUGAUGCCUAUGCAAGGUGAUAUGAGUGGAGGAGCCCCACAGAUUCCUCCUCAAGCCCAGCCACCCCCAACAACACAGGAGCAGCAGGCUGAGCUUAUCUCAUUUGACUGAGAGUGGACUGAGUCUUUCUGAUGCUUGAAAAGAUUAUGGAACUUAGUCAGCUUUUUCCAGCUUCUUUUCUCUGGACUUUUUCACACAGUCUUAUACACUUAUUGUCUAUCAGUGGAAGAGAAUUCCCCAUGGUUAGCAAAGUAAAUAUACUUCAUUUUGAUGAUAGUAAUUAUAAAGGAAACAAAACAAUAAACUGAAAUCUAUAGAAAUCUUCAGCAUUCUGUUAAAUUACUGAAAUAUUUAGUUACAUUUAUUUCUGAUGGCCAGGUAACUGAGA